Molecule: messenger RNA, 3378 nt
Organism: Myxocyprinus asiaticus (Chinese sucker)
Lineage: Eukaryota; Metazoa; Chordata; Actinopteri; Cypriniformes; Catostomidae
Gene: add3a
Product: adducin 3 (gamma) a
Exons: 15
Coding region: 272-2317 (681 amino acids)
Biological process (GO): barbed-end actin filament capping
Cellular component (GO): plasma membrane; cytoskeleton; postsynaptic density
Molecular function (GO): actin filament binding
Source: RefSeq, a predicted model, not a curated record
GCAGAUGCUCGCAAACACUCCCACAUACAAACGCGCUACAGCUGGAAGUCCACUUUUUUAACGAGGGAAGAGGAGUGUCGCUGUGUGAGAGUUGUAUUUUGCGCAGCGUCGAGUGGAAUUUGCUGGAGUUUUUGUGGAGUUUUGUCAAGUUUAAUCCUCUGAGGUAAUCUGGGAUUCAGCAGCGGGAAAAGAGAUGCGCUCGAGCGCUCACUUGACUUUCACUCUGUGAGGCGCAAACAGGUGAAGACUAGUGCAGGAAAAUAUUGUAGAGAUGAGUGGAGAGUUGAGACAGGAGGUGGUGACGACCCCUCCCCCUCCCAGCGUGGGGCAAAAAGAGCGCUACUUUGACCGCAUCAAUGAAAAUGACCCCGAAUACCUGCGUGCACGCAACAUGUCGCCUGACUUGCGACAAGACUUCAACAUGAUGGAACAGAAGAAAAGAGUCACACAGAUGCUACAAAGUCCAGCAUUUAGGGAUGAGCUGGAGGGUCUGAUCCAGGAACAGAUGAACAAGGGGAAUAACCCCGCAGGACUGCUUGCUCUGCGGCAGAUUGCAGACUUCAUGUCCAGCUCCGUGGCCGGAUUCUCCACCUCCCCCCUCAGUUUGGGCAUGGUGACCCCAAUAAACGACAUGUUCAGUAUGGAGUCCACUUCUAUGGUGAAGGGAGAGAAACAGACCCGCUGUAAACUGGCCAGCCUGUACAGACUAGUGGACCUGUUCAGUUGGGCCCACUUCGCAAGCUGUUACAUUACAGUUCGUGUCAGUAAGGAGCAGGAUCAUAUCCUCAUCAUCCCCAGAGGACUGUCCUUCGCUGAGGCCUCCGCGUCAAAUCUGGUGAAAGUGAAUAUUAUCGGUGAUGUCGUCGAUCAGGGUUCCACCAACCUGAAGAUUGACCCUGCUGGAUUCAGCCCUCAUGCUGCCAUCUACUCUAUGAGACCUGACGUGCGCUGCAUUGUUCACAUACGCACACCGGUUACUGCUGCUGUGUCAUCUAUGAAGUGUGGUCUUUUGCCCAUCUGUCAAGAGGCUCUCAUAUUGGGUGACAUCGCUUACUACAAUUACCAAGGCAGCCUGGACGAGCAAGAUGAGCGCAUAGAGCUCCAGAAAGCUCUUGGACCCUCAGCAAAGGUGUUGGUUUUGAGGAAUCAUGGGGUUGUUGCUCUCGGGGAGACCAUUGAAGAGGCCUUUCACUACAUUUACAAUGCUCAGUUUGCCUGUGAGAUUCAGGUGAAAGCGUUCUCAUGUGCGGGGGGAGUGGAGAACCUGAUCGUGUUGGAUCUGGAGCAGUAUAAAUCCCGGACGCAGGUGGUAGCAGAAGCCGGAAUCAACAUGGGCUCUCAGCACAAGUGGAGACUGGGAGAGCUGGAGUUUGAGUCGCUCAUGAGAAUGCUGGACAACCUGGGUUACAGGACAGGCUACACAUACCGACACCCCAUCGUGCGGGAGAAGCCACGCCACAAGAGCGACGUGGAGAUUCCAGCGACGGUAACUGCAUUUAUGUUUGAUGAUGAUGAAACUCCACGCUCCCCUCUAAAGUUGCAACAACAGAGACAGCAGAGAGAGAAAACACGUUGGCUCAAUUCACCCAACUGCUACAUGAAGGUUAACGUAUCAGAAGGAGCUAGCGAGGAGAACGGACGCACCAAGACCAUGUGGAUGAAGUCAGACGAAGGGAGUAACACCAGCGGGACUCCAAUCCGCAUUGAAGAUCCCAACCAGUUUGUCCCUCUGAACACAAACCCCAGUGAAGUCCUGCAGAAGAGAAAUAAGAUCCGUGAGCAGAACCGGUUUGAUAUGAUGACAGCAGGCCCACAGUCACAACGGCUGGCAGGAAUCGUGGUGGAAAGACCGCUGCCGUACAUGGGUGAUGACGAGGAACAGACAGGCCCUCUCCCUCCAAACCCCUUCAGCGAGCUCUGCGAGAAAGAGAUGGAGGAAUACCAAAAACGAGUAGAACGGCAGCAUCUCGGCCUAGACGAUGAUGAUUUCGAGCAGCUCACAUCAGACGAUGCUUCCACACUGUCUCAGUCUGUGUCCCAAACUCAGUCUCCACAAAACACUCCAGCUAAAGAAGAGAACCACACCGGUGUGCUGCUGAAUGGUAAAGACGACCACGAGGAUGAGCUCAUCAAGCGUGUGAGUCAGCUGACCACCAGCGUGGAAAGCGUGGAGAUCAGCGUGCGCUCGGGGGAGAAGAUCGAAGAGGCCCUGACGCCUGAGAGCUCACCCUCCAAAUCUCCCAACAAGAAGAAAAAGAAAUUCCGAACCCCGUCGUUCCUGAAGAAAAACAAAAAGAAAGAGAAGGUCGAAGCUUAGAGAGAAAAAGAAUUCAUGCCCAUCAUGUCUGUCUGUCGUUCAAUGUUUUAAGUUGUCGUUUUGAAUUUUAAUUGGUUUGUUUAAAAAAAAACAAAAAACAUUUAGUCAAACAUGGCACAUUUUUUUGGGGGGGGUCAGUGGUGGGAGUGAAUAGAUGGUGUAAUGCCCAUGUGUAGCAUGUGCCAUGUUUGAAUGGUCAUGAAAAUGGGAGCUGUUUUUUUUUUUAAAUGGAAAGCAAUGAAUGAAACUCAUAGUAAACUGGCUCCUCACCUUAUGGAAAGACUGAAAACAGAUGUAGUCCUAAUGAUUUUAAUCUCAUUGAUGAGCCCAUAGUGCGUUGUUUAGUUCUGUUAUGCUGAAUGUUUUUAAGUUGAGCAUACAGACCCUUUUAUGAGCCCCUUUUCUUGCUGCCACGUCAUCUCAUGAUGUCAGUUUUGCUUGCGUUGUUUUUCCGCUGUAGGUGGAUGGUAGGUGUAAUUGGUUACACUACACAGGAGACGCUUAAAAAUCACACUGGAAACUGUUCUGGGAUUAUUUUAACAGGGUUUGUUUUAUUUUUUAUUUUAUGUUGUCUGUAUUUGUUCAAGAAAUGGGUCUAAAAUUAGCACGAGAUCAGCAGCCAUGAGCUGCAUGUGUGAUAAUCCUGUGUAGAGCCACUCCAAUAUCCUCUCUGUGCUGGUCUUUGCCAAACAAAAAGAUGUAAAAGCAACAAACAAAAAAAAAAAGCAAUCACGUUUUAGUGAACUGUAAUCUUGUCCAUCUUUUCUCACAUUUUGAUUUUGUAGAUUCAUCUCUUUAUAUGAAAUCUUUUUUUUUUAAAUUGAAACCAUUUCGUUUUCAUUCAGUUUUGUACUCAGUUUCUAUACUUUAACAAACGAAAAAAUGACAUUUUGAUGCAUGUUUUGCUAGAGUAUGAACUUAUAUGGCUGCUUAUGUAGAGGUGCCUAAAUUCUUCAAUCAUGUAAUAACUCAGAUUACUAAACACAUGUAACAAAAAAAUAUAUAUAUGAAAACUGGAGUGAUGUUAAUUAUAUAUAAAUAUAUAAUAUUUUUGUGCUGCA